Molecule: messenger RNA, 1233 nt
Organism: Prorocentrum cordatum
Lineage: Eukaryota; Dinophyceae; Prorocentrales; Prorocentraceae
Source: the annotation of a GenBank genome assembly
AUGCUGCGGUUGGAUCGGGGCUGGCCCCCGAGUGACCAAAAGAACAACUUCCGUAGGUUGAUGGGCGUCAGGACCCCAUUUUGUUUGGGUUGUGUUUUGUUUUGUGUGCUGAUGGAGCUGGAAUGUGACCCACAGGCGCUGCUACAUAAGGUGCGCUUGGAGCUCAAAGAGAGCUCCGUCGUCCAGCAGCGCCUGCGCGCAUUCGAAGCCGAAUCGAGCCGGGGGAUCCCUUCUGCGAGCGAUUGCGAGGCGAUCGAGGACGAGAUCGACGGCCUCCUGUGGGAGAGCAUCCCAAAUCUGCUGUUUCCCGGCUUCGCGCCUCUGGACAAGCGCUUGCUGGAGUCCGGGGUCUGGGUCGGGGAUUGCCGGCUCGUGCACUCGUACGCGACCCACAAGCGCGUCUUGUUGGCGGUCAAUGGGCAGCAUGAGAACGUGGUGAUCAAGGUGCACAACAAGCGUAGCGUCACUGAUGCCACACAGGUGGAAUGCAUCUACAAGGAGUUCUGCUUCUUGAAGCACACUCUUCACCACCCGCACAUCAUCCGCUGCGAAAGCAUGCUGCACAGCCGGUGCAACGUGCACCUGGUUCUCCAGCAUGGUGGCGACGUGUGCAUGGAGCAGGUUUUGUCGACUCGUCCAGGCCAACGCUUGUCCAGGGACGACGCCUUCGAAUGCAGUGCACAGGUUGCGAGUGCCCUGUCCUACUGCCAUGCCCUGGAUGUCGUCCAUGGGCAAGUGUCAUUGAGGCACGUGACGGUAGAGAUGGCCUGCAGUCGGCACAUUUGCCGCCUGGUGGAUUUCAGCAUGGCAGCCCACGUCCCAGACUCCAGCACAAGAGAGACCUAUUGCAGCUCUCUGCGCUCUCUGCCAUGCGUCGCUCCGGAGACAGCGCUGGAGGAGCCCUACCUUCCCAAGCCUGCAGACUGUUGGAGCCUUGGGGUGGUGUUCCUGGAGAUCGCCUGCGGGCAGGGCUCGCUCGAGUUGUCGGUCCAGUGGCGUCGUGAAGAGCCCCUCGCACGAGCCGCGUGGCAGAUACUCGAGUUCUUUGCCCGGGCCGGCUGUCACACCGAGGCGAUGACCAAGAUGGGCAACGUGCACGACGGCACAGCAUCGGUCUGCUUGCAGGCGGUGCUGACACCCGAGCCAGCUCGCAGAGCGAGUGCUGCCGACAUGGUGGGGUUGCUCGCUAUGGGGCACGUGGAGGUGGAAUCUGAUUCAGCAGUCCGUGUGUAG